AUGUCUGAACUUGUUCGAGAGAUUUCCAGGAAGAAUGCUGCAGCAAUUCGCAAUGCUGUAAGACUUGAAAAAUUAAAACAACUCCAGAAACUGGCAGAUAACAUUAAUAUGGAAGAUGAAGACAGAAAGGAAAUAUUAAAACGAAAAAAUAAAUUAAAAGCUGUUUACAGACAUAAUGCUGCCUUGGAAAGACUGCAUGAUAGCCAAGUGAGAAAGUAUGUUCAUGACAAUAAACACAUCAUUGCAAGGAAAGCUGCUUUAGAAAAAGAGAAAGACCGUGCUGCUCAGAUAGCUUCUCUGCCAAAGCCAUCUCAAGGAAUCCUACAAGCUGUUCAGCAGAAGGUGUGUCCUGUCAGUAUAAGAAAUGAGAAUAUGAAUCAAGAUGAAAUCUAUUAUCCAGUAACAACAAUGGUGAAAAGGCACCACAAUGAAUCGGUAGAAGAUGGUCGAAAGGCAGCCUUGAUUCAAGAAGAAAGACUUGAUGAGCAACUCCAUCAUGCAAGAUCUCUGGCUGUGGAACGAGAACAGGUGGCACAAAUCCGUUUCAAAAAGGCUAUAGACAAGGAAUUACUUAACAGGAAACAAGUCUUCCUACCACCUUAUAAAAGAGCGGAAGCACUUCAAGACAAGCAAAGAAUUAUGGAAGAAGAGUUUGAACAAUUCUAUGUUGGAGAUCAAAUGGAAAUUUCUGAUAGUUUAACUGAAGUAUUAAGUAACAUGGAAAGAGUUGAAAGACGACAAGGAAGUCUCUUAGAUGAAACCAGUUCUGCAACAAUGCCUGUGGCUAAUGUAGUACAAAAGAUGGAACAAAUCCAGAAACACCUGCAACAAAUUUCUCUGACUGAAGAUGACACCCACCAGGAAGUUUUAGCCAAACCUGAAGAGACCAAAGAUAUGGCCAGUGAAGACCCUUCAAGUUUUCAGCCACCCACAAUUGCAUUUCACCUCAAGAAACAAAUUACUGAAGUUCUGGAGCAGAAGAAAAGAAUUCAAGAGCAGAAGAAACAACUUGAAGAUCGGCUGCAACAAUUUGAUAAAACAUCACUAGGUGGCUACAUCUUUAAUCCACAUGGACUUCCAAGACCUUCCAGUGAUCUCUCAGAGGCCUUGGUUCACACUCCUGCAGAUAGUAGCAAUGAUAUAAGCCAGAAUGGAAGUAAAGCAGCAAGUAGUUCCUUUGCAACUUCUAGUCCACUUUUGUCAGAAGUAAAAGAUUUUGACACUAGUGUCCAGCCACCCACAGCCUUUACAGCAUCAAGAGGAAAUCUGAGUUCCGAGUUACAAGAGUCAAAUAACGAUAAAGUACCUCAGCCUAAAAGCUCAAAAACUUGGGCACAAAUUCUCUUGGAGAAGUCACAACUGAGAUCAGACUCGGACACUGAGACAAGUCCAAACAUUCUCCAAGUUUCAAAUGGUACUUACAAUUCCCAGAUGCCAUUGCCAGCAUCUGCUGAGAGUGAUUCCACAGUCCUGAGAAACUUUUUUUUUGAUACUACAGGAACACAAUUCAUUAACCCAAAAGCUAUCUCUCAGGAUGAUCAAAAGGCAAUGCAGUGCACAAUCCAAACCCAAAAAUUCCUCUCCCUGAAAGUAUCCAGUCAGAUGUCAUCAUCUCUUCCAUCAGCCAGUCCACUCGAUGGCAAAGACACAAUCAAACUGGAUCACUCUAUGAUCCCUGAACCUUUGCCACAAAAGUCUGCACUGAUAUUGCCUGUAAUCCAUGAUCAAUCCCAAAGCAACAAAUCUAGUCCAGUUUCUUCUGAAAAUCUCUCCUUAACUCAAUACUCUUACACCUCUCCAGAGAUUUGCAAUGAGGAAACUCUACCUGCACCUACAUGGAUUGAUGAUUACUUCACUGAAAAUAAGGAGGCAUUAAGAUAG
Molecule: messenger RNA, 1881 nt
Organism: Acanthosepion pharaonis
Lineage: Eukaryota; Metazoa; Mollusca; Cephalopoda; Sepiida; Sepiidae
Source: the annotation of a GenBank genome assembly